Messenger RNA from Hippocampus zosterae (dwarf seahorse), 529 nucleotides. Its product is annotated as epidermal growth factor receptor substrate 15-like 1. Gene Ontology annotation, molecular function: cadherin binding. Gene Ontology annotation, cellular component: plasma membrane; cytoplasm; clathrin coat of coated pit. Bases 44 to 505 code for a protein of 153 amino acids. Gene Ontology annotation, biological process: endosomal transport; endocytosis. The record is from RefSeq and is a predicted model, not a curated record. Lineage: Eukaryota; Metazoa; Chordata; Actinopteri; Syngnathiformes; Syngnathidae. The transcript is spliced from 6 exons.
CCAAUAUCAGAGAAAGAGUGUUUUAAAUGAAUCUGAAUCGCCAAUGUUAAGCAAGUAUGCACGUUCGUUCGUGAUCGCGCACGAAAGGGGCGGAUGGACGCGCGCUCCCGAGUCACCAGGAAACAUGGCGGCGCUCAUGACUCUCAGCCAGUUAUCGAGUGGCAACCCAACCUACGAGAGCUACUACAGACAGUUGGAUCCAGUGAACAGUGGCAAGAUAUCAGCUGGGGACGCAGCUCAGUUCCUGAAAAAGUCCGGGCUGUCAGACAACACACUCGGAAAGAUAUGGGAUUUGGCUGACUCGGAGCGAAAAGGCUAUUUGGACAAGCGGGGUUUCUUCAUCACCUUGAGACUGGUGGCCUCAGCGCAGGCGGGGCAUGACGUUAGCAUCAGCAGCCUCAGCCAAACAUUGGCACCUCCGACAUUUAGAGACACAAGCAGCCCAUUAUCAAGCGCUCCAGCGCCUGAUUCGCAUUGGGCCAUAAGGGCGAGUUCUUUAAUUUAACCUUCCGCAACAUUAUCACACUAC